Messenger RNA from Colletotrichum gloeosporioides, 4665 nucleotides. Its product is annotated as putative transcription factor SEF1. Gene Ontology annotation, molecular function: DNA-binding transcription factor activity, RNA polymerase II-specific; zinc ion binding; DNA binding. The record is from RefSeq and is a predicted model, not a curated record. Gene Ontology annotation, biological process: DNA-templated transcription; regulation of DNA-templated transcription. Lineage: Eukaryota; Fungi; Ascomycota; Sordariomycetes; Glomerellales; Glomerellaceae. The annotation marks the transcript as partial. Gene Ontology annotation, cellular component: nucleus. The transcript is spliced from 9 exons.
CCGCUCCUGGAUGCAGGUUCGGAGCUGAGGCCCACUUUCGGCGCGCUGAUAUCGCCUGCUGCAGUCUCGGAUGCAAAAUUUCGCCGCCGCAUCAUGGAUACCGACGGCGGCGAGCAAGCGGAGACCGGCCCUGUCGGCCAGGGCUCCGAGCCGUUGGCGUGCGUUACCUGCCGGUCCCGGAAGCUCAAGUGCGACCGAGUGAAGCCGGCAUGCAGCCGUUGCGUGAAAGUCAAGGGAGAGUGCGUGUACCCUGAGUCGAGAAGGAAGCCCGCGUUCAAACGACGAAACGUAAAGGAGCUCGAGGAGAGGCUAGCUCAGGUGGAAGACCUUCUCAAGGAGGCGAGUAAGGAGGCCGGCAAGGUGAAUGAGACAGCUGCAACAGCAGGAGAUCUGGACAGUCGGAUCAAUGUUGGUAUGGACGACUUCACAGUCGACAUCGACACAUUUCUCGCGAUGCAAAACGGCUUCGCUGGUGAAACUGCAGACCUCCAAGCAGGACUGUCAGCUCAUGAUAUCCCAGAGCCUCAACCGCAAAUGCCCAGCUUCGGCGAGUCAUCUGGAGAGUUGAUUGGCCUUGGUCUUUCGGAGGCUCUGCCCCCUUUUGAGAUGAUGGAAGAUCUGUAUGGGCAAUCCCUUGCCCUUGGUGUGAAUAUUUGUCUAACUUUCUUAAAUAGUAACAAGAGUUUCUUCGAGCGACAGCAGCACUUUAUUCCAAUCAUCCAUCCCGGCAGGUACUUCCAGUCGUUCUACUCGGCGCCUCACAAGCGUCCGCCCAUGUGCCUGCAGUAUGCCGUCUGGGCCAUGGCUUCGAACGGACAUGAAAAGUAUUCCCAGUAUCACGAGAUCUUCUACAAGCGAGCUCGGCAAUACGCAGACGCAGAUGAGAUGAGAGGCUAUGGCGAGCACUUUUUGACGGUUCAGCAUGCGCAAGCUUGGGCGCUAAUUGCGACAGACGAAGCGAGGUGUAUGUAUUUCACGAGAGCCGCCAUGAGUUCAGCAAAAUGCGUGCGUCUUGUAGAGAUGAUGGGUCUUCAUCGCAUCGAUGGGGAUGGCCAAGAGAUGGCUCCAACGCUCGCGCCGCCAACGUCGUGGGUUGACCUGGAGGAGAGAAGGCGGGCGUUUUGGGGAGCUUACUGCAUUGACUGUCACGCCAGUAUAUCAACGGGCUGGCCGACUUUGAUCGAUCCAAACGAGAUUACCACUCACCUGCCAUCGUCCGAGGAGGCAUUCAACUCAGCUCGUGAAGAGAAGACGUCGACAAUGCAGGACGCCUUCAAGGGGGCGUCGUACUCCACAUUCGCGGGCGCGGUUAUCAUUUGCUACGUCUUCAACAUGCUCCUGAAGCAUGUUCACUGGGAGAGACCCAACGACCGACCCGGAGACUUCGAGUACGGCGAGUUUUGGAAGCGUCACAGGGACAUUGAUAAUCUCUUGUCAAGUGCCUUCAUGUUCUUGCCCGAACGCUUUCGUCUGCCCCAAAGCAUGAAAGACCCAACGGCCGUCCACACGAACCUCAACCUCCAUGCAUCCAUCAUCUGCCUGCACCACGCCGCGAUCGAUAGAAUAGAGCAAAACAAACUGCCUGAACAACUGAAGACUGCUUCACAACUCCGACUGCGUACUGCAGCCGAGGAGGUGGUCAACAUUGUCAAGCUGACAAGUCACACGAAUUCCGGCUACAAAAGCCCCCUCGUUGCUCUAUCACUGUACUCAGCUGCGUCCGUGUACGUGUACAAUGCCAAAUGCGACCCACAAAACGGGCUGUCGAUGGCAGACUUGCAGAAUCUCAAAUUCAUCGUCCAGGCGAUGGAAGGCAUCGGGCGUCGACACUUGAUUACCCAGGCUUUUCUCCAGCAAGUAUUCAUGGACAUACAGCGCAACGGUUUAUCGGGCAUCAUCGACGUGCCCAGCUUGAAUAACUACAAAAACACGUUCGGCUGGACUUGCUCGAAUAUUCCUCUCUUGGCACGAAGCUCAAUAUCGAAACAUACCGAGAUCCAGCCCCCUCUCCCUGGCAGACUGCCUCUCGGCAAUCCUAAAGGCACCGCCUACGAGAACUAUCCGAGAACGCACGAAGGGUGCAACGGACCAGUGGCCCCCCAGUCGGGUUGCCCUUCCAACCUAGGUAUCUCGCAAUCCGGAGCUUCUCUCACACAACCAAUGUCAAAACCGAGUGCUCCUCUCGGGUACAACGCAAAUGGGCCGCCUCCUGAGAACUCGUCAAAUAAGAGGAGACGUACCUCUCUGACGACCGGCCCUGAAGUGAACCACGCCCAGGCAGGCCCAUUCAGCGGCACAUUCCCUUCAAAUAAGAAUAUGAACAACGCGCCGCCUGCAUCGCGCAAUGGAAUCGACGGCGUCGGAGGCUUUGCGGUGGGCUUCCUUAGAAAUACGGGAAUGAUGCCCAAGAGCGGGUCCUCUCCGCAUCUGACGCUGCCUCACCGCACGAACUCAACAUCGCCGUCGCCGCCGUCCGCUUUCAACAAGAGCACCCCCUCACAUUCGGUAGCCAGCAGUAGCACUACGCCUGGAUACGGAGCGGGAAGUACUACACCGGAAGACGGUCUCCAGGGCAGCAAUGGCAGCGGCAGCGGCAGCGGCAGCAUCAUCAAUGGCACCGGUGGCAGUACUAAUACGAACGGGAACGUCAAUGAAAUCAUUGACAUAACCAGCAUCCAAGCACAAGUGUCGGGCGCGGCGGCGUCGACAUGGGACUCGAGGGGGCUGCAAUAUGCACCCAGCGCCGACCCGAUAUCCUUUAUCGAUUUUGAAGCUGUAGGCGGUAUCGAUCCAUGGAGCAUGCUGACGAACAUGGGCGACAUGAGUUGGACCAAUCCCGGCGGAGGUGAGGACACGACGGUCACAGGUGCAGAUCUAGCAGGGGCAGGCGGAAAAGAUAAGCUCGAACAACUCGAGAAGGAGGUCCAGACGAUCAAGAAUGCCGUCAAUCCCAGUCCCGUCUCCGCCGCCGGCGUGCUUCCCCCGGUUGCCCUUCCGCUGCCGAGCCCGAGUUCGGCGUAUCCCGCAAGCGCAUUCGCGGACCGGCCGCCUCCGAGUGCCGGUCGCGUGAGUCUCCCUGCGUUGUCGCCUGUUCCUCACUCCCGCACGGCAGAGCAGGUCCCCACGCCGACGUUGACGUCGCACACGACGCCGACUGGACCGCCGCGGCAUCCCGCGCAGCCAAGGGCUUUGGGUUCCAAGGUACUGUCGAGUGAGGAUAUUGAUUUCUAUUUCGACACCUAUUUUGAACAUUUCCACCCGUACUUCCCUAUUGUACGGUCCCAGGACCCGGAUAAGCUGUACAAGCUGAGCCCCAUACUGUUUUGGACAAUCAUUGCCGUUUCGUCGAGGCGGUACGCCAAGGACCCCGGCCUCUUUCAGUUCCUGGUUGAAAACCUGCCAAAGGAGGUGUGGAACGCAGUGUCGAACCCGCCGAUAAGCAUAUCGACCAUCAACGCGCUCCUGGUCCUGUGUACAUGGCCGUUGCCGACAAUACGAUUCCUAAACGACCCGUCCGCUUCGUACGUGGCGAUCGCGCAGAAUGCGGCGUUGCUGCUUGGCCUGCAUACGGGGCGUGGCACUCAUCCCGAGUUUUGCAUUGGGCCGAACCGUCAGACGGAUAUCACGGACGAGGAAGCGUGCUUUGCCUGGAUGGGAUAUAAUAUCCAGGCGCAGAGGGUGGCUUCGAGCAAUGGCUUGCCCCCGCCCGCAGGCUUCUUCAACGAAGCCGUGAACCGGGCGGCCGGCGGCAGGUCUCUGCCUGAUGCCUUGGGGUAUUUUGGUUUGUUGUAUGAGAUGCAAAAAUUUUCGAAUCGACUGAACCGCACCAUGUUUUCCGUGGCCGAGGAGGGCGAGGGCGUUUCGGACUCUGUCAUACAGUUGUUGGAGGAUGAGCUGAACAAGCUGAGGCAGCUGCAGUCUCGGCACAACACGGACCUGGACCUGUUUACCAUUCUGGCUGUGCAGUUCGAACUCCAGUCGUACUACUUCAUACCCCUGUCAACCGCCGACAAAUCCACCUUCCGCCACAACGUGAACCGCGCAUACAGCACGGCGCAAGCCAUCAUCAACCUCGCCCUGCGCCUCGAGAGCUCCCAGCGGUUCCUGUACCACGCCCCGCAGCACGUCUUCCGCACGGUGCUCGACGCCGCGACGGUCGUCUUCGACGUCCUCCUCUCGGGCCACGCGACGGACCUCGAGCUCGCCAACGCCGAGGUCUCGAUCAAGAACUCGCAGGAGGCGCUGCGCCGGUGCUCUGUGCAGGAGGGCGACUUCGCGAUGCGCGUGCUGCGGAUGACGGAGUCGUACUGGAGCCUGCGGCACAUCAUGCCGCCGCUCGAGGCGCCCAUCUCGCGGUACCCGCACCGGACGGGCGCGGUGCUGGCGUUCGGGACGCUGCGGCGGUGGAAGAAGGAGCUGGACCAGGCGAGGAUGGGACAGCAGGGCGGUGGCGCCGGAGGGCAGGCGGGCGGAGGGGUGGGAGCGGGAGCAGGAGGGGUGGGAGGGGGCGCGGCGGGAGCGACGCCGGCGGCGACGGAUGCGAAUAACGCCAACGUGUUGCCGACGAGUGACUUGCUACAGGAUAUCGACUGGUCGAUGCUGAUGGACGACUUUGACUGGACCGCAGGGGGCGCGGGGGAGCCCAACUUUUUGGGGCUUUCGUAG